CUCCCGCAGCGCCACCAGCCAUGCGGCAGCCGCUCUACCGCUGCUACAACACCACCUCCGUGGAGAAGGGCAACUCGGCGACCAUGGGCGGGGUGCUCUUCAGCGCGGGCCUCCUGGGCAACCUGCUGGCGCUGGGGCUGCUGGCGCGCUCGGGGCUGGGAUCGUGCCCGCCGCGCACGCCGCCCUCGGUCUUCUACGUGCUGGUGUGCGGCCUGACGGUCACAGACUUGCUGGGCAAAUGCCUCGUGAGCCCCUUCGUGCUGGCCGCCUACGCGCAGAACCGGAGCCUGUGGGGACUGGCACCCGCGUCGGACAGCUCGCUGUGCCAAGCCUUCGCCUUCUUCAUGUCUUUCUUUGGGCUCGCCUCCACCCUGCAGCUCCUGGCCAUGGCACUGGAGUGCUGGCUUUCCCUGGGGCACCCCUUCUUCUACCGACGGCACAUCACCCUGCGCCGCGGCGCGCUGGUGGCGCCGGUCGUGGGCGCCUUCUGCCUGGCUUUCUGCGCGCUGCCUUUCGCGGGCGUCGGAAAGUUCGUGCAAUACUGCCCCGGCACCUGGUGCUUCAUCCAAAUGGUGCACGAGGAGCGCUCGCUGUCGGUGCUGGGCUACUCGGUGCUCUACGCUAGCCUUAUGGCCCUGCUGGUCCUCGCCACCGUGCUGUGCAACCUGGGCGCCAUGCACAACCUCUACGAGAUGCACCGGCGGCUGCGGCGGCGCCCGUGCCCGGGCACCAGGGACCGCGCGGAGCUGCGCGCCCGCGAGAGGGAGGCGGCCGCGCAGCCCCUGGAGGAGCUGGACCACCUGCUGCUGCUGGCCCUCAUGACCGUGCUCUUCACUAUGUGCUCCCUGCCUUUAAUAUAUCGUGCUUACUAUGAAGCAUUUAAAGCAGUCAAUGAGAAAAACAGAGCCUUCGAAGAAAUGGAAGACCUCCGAGCCUUGCGUUUUCUAUCUGUAAUCUCCAUUGUGGACCCUUGGAUUUUCAUAAUUUUCAGAACACCGGUAUUUCGGAUGUCUUUUCACAAGAUUUUCAUAAGGCCUCUUAUGGACAGAAAUUGGUAUGGUAAUUCCUGCCGAACAAACAUGGAAUCCAGCCUGUGACAGUGUUUUACCACCCAGUCUCUGUGGUUUGUUUCUCUGGCUGAAUCCUGACUGGUGACUGCAUGGGGAAAGAACACCAUACUGAAAGCCAG
Molecule: messenger RNA, 1189 nt
Organism: Hyaena hyaena (striped hyena)
Lineage: Eukaryota; Metazoa; Chordata; Mammalia; Carnivora; Hyaenidae
Gene: PTGDR
Product: prostaglandin D2 receptor
Exons: 3
Coding region: 21-1097 (358 amino acids)
Biological process (GO): positive regulation of cytosolic calcium ion concentration; inflammatory response; G protein-coupled receptor signaling pathway
Cellular component (GO): plasma membrane
Molecular function (GO): prostaglandin D receptor activity
Source: RefSeq, a predicted model, not a curated record